GCGGAAUGUGGCGCUGAGAUGCAGCACGACUGAAGGACUACAUACACACUGCCACCACAAUCAUCCAGCUAGGUUUAUGUUAAAGGAUUACGUACGGAGACGUUCUGCCACGCUCGUUUUUCUCACGGUUUGUACAUAUGCUGUGAUGAGCGCUUGAGGUUUACUUUCUGCCCUGGGCAGCUGGCCUGCAGGAGCAGGAGCUUUGGGGACAGCAGUGGCAGACAGAAACAGAGAUCCAGCAAAGCUGCCAUGGCCAGUGCAGCAGAUGGCAUUGGGGGUUUGGGUACAGAGCAGACCCACCUCAAUGUGCCAGUAGCAGACCCCAGCGCUUGGGCCACAGCCAUGAAUAACUUAGGCAUCAUGCCUAUAGGCCUAACCGGGCAGCAGUUGGUGUCAGAUUCAAUCUGUAUCCAAGGUUUUGACCCCAACUUGGGUAUUAUUGCACCCAUUAACCCCAUGAUGGCAGGAAUCAGUUUGGUGCCUCCGCCACCUGUGCAGCCUGAACUACCCAUCAUCAAAGAGAUUAUCCAUUGUAAUAGCUGUACACUUUUCCCCCAGAACCCCAAUCUUCCACCUCCAUCAACCAGAGAGCGGCCUCCAGGCUGUAAAACAGUGUUUGUUGGUGGACUGCCUGAGAAUGCCAGCGAAGAGAUUAUCCGAGAGGUGUUUGACCAGUGUGGUGAAAUUGUUGCUAUCCGAAAGAGCAAGAAAAACUUCUGUCACAUCCGCUUUAGUGAAGAGUUCAUGGUGGACAAGGCCAUUUAUCUUUCUGGCUACCGGAUGCGCAUUGGUUCCAGCACAGAUAAAAAGGAUUCAGGCCGCAUCCAUGUGGACUUUGCCCAAGCAAGGGAUGACUUGUAUGAGUGGGAAUGCAAACAGAGGCUAUUAGCACGGGAAGAACGUCAUCGGCGCAAAAUCCAGGAAGACCGCUUGCGACCUCCUUCCCCCACUCCCAUCAUGCACUACUCAGAACAUGAGGCAGGCCUGCUUGCUGAAAAACUGAAAGAUGACAGCAAGUUCAGUGAGGCCAUAGCAGUACUGUUCACAUGGAUAGAAAGGGGUGAGGUGAACCGACGCAGUGCCAAUCAAUUCUACUCCAUGAUCCAGUCAGCCAACAGUCAUGUGCGGCGCCUGAUGAACGAGAAGGCGCAGCAUGAAGAGGAAAUGGAGCAAGCCAAAGAGCAUUUCAAGAACGCACUACUCGCUAUCCUCACCCAAUUUGAGCAGAUUACGGGCGUAUUCAGCGCUGCCACCCGGCAAAAGGCUUGGGACCAUUUCUCAAAAGCACAGCGCAAGAACAUAGACAUUUGGCGAAAGCAGUGUGAGGAGCUGAGAAAUGCCCACAGUGAGGAGAUCAUGGGAAUCCGAAGGGAAGAAGAAAUGGAGAUGUCAGAUGAAGACCUAGAGGAAAACCCAUGUAAGAAGGGUCGAAUGGAUAACUCAGCUCUGGCUGUGUGCUCUUAUGGCCUGCGAGAGGAGAACGACAGUCUGCGUUGGCAGCUGGAUGCCUACAGGAAUGAAGUGGAACUGUUGAAGGAGCAGGGAAAGAUGCAGCAUCCUGAUGAGGAACAAAAUCAUGAGCACCAGCUCAGCUUCCUGCAGCAAACAAUGCACAGCAUGCAGCAGCAACUACUGAGGCUCCAGGAUGAGCUGAAGGGAAAGGAACUGGAGCUGGAGCAGGCACGAGAUGAGCAGCGAUACCUAGAGGGUGAGAUCUUCAGUCUCAGGGAGAAGCUAUUAAACAGCACAGACUUGGUGGAAGGAUCAAUCCACACCACUAACACUCCUGAAAAGGGAGUAAAUGGCACUGCAGAACACUAUCAGCAUCGAGAGAAGAGCAAUGAGGGGGUGACACGUGGUCCUCUAAGAUCUGAGAAGGAAGCCGUGUUACUUGGAGUUAUAUCAACCUUCCUACAUGUCCACCCUUUUGGAGCUAACAUUGAGUAUCUCUGGUCUUAUAUUCAAAGACUUGAUGCAAAGGUCUCUGCCAGUGAGUUAGAGCGGCUGAUGGUUCGCCUACCAAACAUGUUCAAGCAGGAGUUCAGUGGUGUUGGUGCCACGUUGGAAAAACGCUGGAAGUUCUGCGGUUUUGAGGCCCUCAGCUCAACAUUGCAAAGAGAAAGAGACAGUUGCUGACACUGAGGUUACAGGAUCUGUGAACGCUGUGCCUCGGUGACAGACAGAAUGAGACUGGCCAAAGCCUCACAGAAACUCAGUGCAGGGUUCUCCCUCACUGCUAUAGCUGUCACUCCUGCUGUUCUGGUUUAGAAAUGGUGAAAUAUGACAGGAAAGGAAAAAUCACAGAAUCAGGAUAGAUGUGCUUACUUGAAGAAGCUCUAUUCAGAUGUCUGAUCCUGUUGCGUAACUUCCUGUCAACAGCAGGGGGAAAAAGCUAGGAAUACAGCACUGCUAAGUUCUACAUGAAGAACGUGGAAUAUGGAUUUGUAGUGACACACAAGUGUGCACACAACAGAUCCAGUGGCUGAAGCUCUUCACUGUACUGAACAUUUACUUGAAAGAAAGUGUUCAAAGAGUUUCAAAGUUUUUUGUCCGGCUUUUUCUUUCAUGCUAGUUAUUUUGGGAACUUCAGCCGUGGUAAAUGCCCCAGUAUCGUAAACAUGCUGCAGUUAAUAUUUACUCAUGAAUUGAGUGACCAGUGCAUAUUUCACUGUUAGGGGUCUUUUGCUGUUGUCUGGACAGUAUGUAAUGUGCAUUUUCCUUGUGUCAUAAUGCACCAUCAUUAUUGGUUCAUGUUAAUUAUGACUCUCAAAAAUUCUAUUAAAAACCAUUUUUAUUCAAACCCAAACACUGCUACACAUGCAGAGAUGAAAUCUGUCACAUCACUGUCUCAAAAUCAUAUUUUUUUGUGUUUAUUUUUC
Tachysurus vachellii is the source of this 2879-nucleotide messenger RNA. RefSeq names its product ecto-NOX disulfide-thiol exchanger 1 (gene enox1). The record is from RefSeq and is a predicted model, not a curated record. Gene Ontology annotation, molecular function: RNA binding; protein-disulfide reductase activity. Gene Ontology annotation, cellular component: external side of plasma membrane; plasma membrane. Bases 250 to 2136 code for a protein of 628 amino acids. Gene Ontology annotation, biological process: ultradian rhythm. The transcript has 15 exons. Lineage: Eukaryota; Metazoa; Chordata; Actinopteri; Siluriformes; Bagridae.